AUGUCUUCAGGAGAAAAUAUAAACGAAGUCGCAUCUUCGUUAAUCGAAAUGAAAGAUAAGGAUUUCAAAAGAAACUAUGUUCGAAAAAAAUUCAAAAAUCAAAAAAAUAUCGAAUGCGGUAUAAGUGUUGUUAUUUCCGAAGAUUUUCAGAGUCGUCCUGGAUCUUCAAAGAAACCAAAGAGAGAAACUAAAGUUUUGAAGAAAGAUAAACAAGCUGCUGUUAUAAAAGAAUUUCCUUCAUUGAAGAAUAGAUGUUCACCCGGGUCAUUGUUGGGUGUUAUUCAAGGUUUAAGUAGAGAACAGAAGGAUUGUGUUAGGGCUAUGGGAUUUGGGAGUUUGUUAGGGAUGAAGAUGAUUGACGUACCGUUGAAGAUUGUUUAUUAUGUUCUUGAUCAUUUUAAUUUUGAAUCUUUGAAGGUGGAGUUUGAUAAUUGUGAAGUUAGUGUUGAUAGUAAGUCUGUUCAAGAGAUGUUAGGAUUACCAUCUGGUGGCUCAUUACUUUCAAACAUGGAUUACAUUUCGGAGAAUAAUGAAGAGAGCUGUAUGUUUGAGUGGAAGAAACAGUAUGAAAAUAUUGAUAAAUUGAGAUUGAAACAGCUAAAGAAUGAACUUGUUCAAACUAGUGCUGCGGAUGACAACUUCAGAAUCAAUUUUUUGGUUCUUUUUAUUAACACUUUCUGUGAGUCUACAAGCAUGGGUAAAUAUAAUCUGAAUCCAUCGUAUUUAAUCAGAAGAGAUACUGAUUUAAGUAGCAUUGACUGGUGCGAUUACAUUGUGGAUUGUUUGUUGUUGUAUGUGGAUACUUUCAAGUUUGAUCAUUUGCAAGUCACACGUAAACGUCCAACUAUUUUUUAUUGGUCGUCAGAGAAGAUAACGUUUCUUGAGGAUAUUUUACAAGAGAGUGGAGGAUUUGGAUGUGGACAUGUUAAUGAAGCAUAUGUUGAAGAAGAAUUUCAAGAAUUUGAGUAUAAUGAGGAGGAAUCUGGUGGUGAUGAGGUUGAAUCUGAUGGUGAAGAGGAUUUAUGUGAUGAGGAUGAAGAAGAUUUUGAUGUUAAUAAAGUUAGUGAUGUGGAGGUGUAUGAAAGUAAAAUUUCAUGUAUGUAUCAGAAGAUUAAGGAUUUGAAAAAGGAUCUUGUUGUAAAGAUAGAUGAGGGAGUGUUGAAGUUUCCUCAAAGUCAAAAUUUGAAAAAUUGGAAAUUAUUAUUUCCUAUUGAAGAUUUAAGCACAGAAAGUUUUGAUUUCAAUUAUGUUUCACAAAAAUAUAAAGAACCGAUAUUAACACCUGGUUUUGUUCAAGUUAAUGAUGAAGAUUAUGGGAAUGAUUUUCUUAAUGAUGAUGAAAAUGUUGAAGAUUAUGAUCAAGGGAAAUGUUCUGGUGGUCAGGGGGAUGGAAGUGAUCCACAUGAGGGCAAUAUUGGUAAAAAUCAUGUUGAAGGUAAAGGUGAUGAUGAUGAAGAUGAUGAACAAGGAAAUGGAAGUGGAUGUACUAAUGGUUGUUUAAAUCAGAAACUAGUUGAAGAUGAUGUGAAUUUGAAUUUGACUUGUAUUGAUGAUGGGACUGUAAAUUUGGGUGAGGAUGAUCAUAAAAAUAAAGAUGGAGAAAAUGUUGAAGAUUGUUCAAAUAAAAACAAGGAUUCAAAUGAGACUCAAUCAUUGAAAAAUGAUAUUAUUCCAAGUUUUAGUCUUGGAUUUAGUCAAGAUUCUGAAGGUUCCAAGAAGUCAUCUCAAAGUCAAAUUUCUUCUGAACGGAUGACAAAGAAAAAGAUUAAGGAUAGAGUUAUUUUGGGAAAACCAAGUGCUGGUCCAGAGUGUGUUAUUCCAAAUGUUGAUGUUAUUGAUGCUAGUCCAGUUUCUUUUGCACCCCCUUUGGGUACAUUAGAAGGACCAUCAAAACCUGUUUCUGGCAAACCUAAAGAUAUAAAUGAAGAAGCAACAUCAGUAGUGGAUAUCAAAGGAAAAAGACAAAUGAAGGAUAUUGUAUUGCUUAUGGAAACAUAUGUUAUUGGUUUUAGAGCUAAUUAUGAAAGUCUUUUUAAAAAAACUCAUUUGCAUGUUAGUGUUCUUGAUUCAUGGUCUCGUAUACUAAAUCAUCAAGAGAAAUUCAGAGAUGUUGUUAAUUCUCCACUCAGAUUGUUCAUGAAUUCUGACACUACUUUGUCAUUUGAAUAUACUCAUUUGAAUGAAACUGCAAAAUAUAAAGUUUUCAAGGACAGCUUCUCUCGCAGUGUUUCUGGUGAUAGAGACUUGAAGGUAUUUUUCCCGGUUUUGAGGCAUAAGCACAUAUAUCUUAUUGUUAUGAAUCUGAAGAAACGUGCUUUUGAGGUUAUCGAUAAUGGUGCAGAUGAUGCUGAUUUCGAUGAUAAGUAUGGUGCAGUUUUUAAACCUCUUAUAUGUAGUAAAGAUUUGUUAUGUUCAAUGGAGAUAAUCUUUCUAAGUAAUGGUGGAAGAGUUCUUGGAGUCAGCUACAAUCUGUAUGAAAAUCUAGCUAGGAAUAUGAAGAACAAGAAUCUUGGAAAAUGGGGAACGUGA
Messenger RNA from Lactuca virosa, 2529 nucleotides. Lineage: Eukaryota; Viridiplantae; Streptophyta; Magnoliopsida; Asterales; Asteraceae. The record is from the annotation of a GenBank genome assembly.